Fusarium graminearum PH-1 is the source of this 1842-nucleotide messenger RNA. RefSeq lists its product as uncharacterized. The record is from RefSeq and is a predicted model, not a curated record. Lineage: Eukaryota; Fungi; Ascomycota; Sordariomycetes; Hypocreales; Nectriaceae. The transcript has 2 exons. Bases 1 to 1842 code for a protein of 613 amino acids.
AUGGACACCACCGAUGACGGCCAUACUGGCCCCCGUGCGCCUUGUCCUACCUCCGUUGCUGCAUCCGCCCUUCUACCCAUCCGAGAUGGUUAUUCACCACGGAGAACCGACUUUGGCGAUAACCGAGACGACGAUGCUGAUUCCGAUACUGAAUUCGCCUCCAUCAUGGCCUCAUCCAUGCUGAACGGCAUUCACAACACUGCUUCCAACCCCGUCUCUCCGGGCUCUUCCAGCCCUUCUCACGACCAAGCCAAGACAUCCGAUUUUGUCCCCCCCACGAGACCGAGCAGCACGCCGUUUCCUCAUCCCGAUCACCGACAUUCUAAGCCAUGUUGUCUGAACGGAUUUUCGCACGGCGCCGACGAGAAUCUUGCCGCGGACUCCGCGGCUUCAUCCGACACUGAGCCCAUCAUCUCACACCCAGAAACGAACUUCAACGAUUUACCGAUUGAGGUUCAUGAAGCCAUUCUAGACCACCUUUUUGGGUACCGAGUUUCCGCUACAUCUCGAAGCUCCAUGGCCGUGUCGAGUAUUAGCAAGAGCUGGGGAACAGCGCUUAGACACUCAAGGAGAAGGGAAUUGACCGCACUGGCGCUUGUGAGCGACAUCUGGAGAGUUCUCGUCCAGCAGCGACUUUAUCGCCAUAUCAAACUCAAGGCGACCGUGGAUUGCCUAGAAGAUGCCAUGGUGCACUUAGCAAUGCACGAGCAUUUGCAAACCUAUGUCAAGCAUAUCGAGAUCUGGUUCCCUGUUUUCCAGCCCACCUAUGGUCCAGUCGCUCUAUCUAACAGUCUGACGCUACCAACGGUGACAAUGGAAGGAUUAACCAACGCUACAUACACUUUGCCAGGUAACAACUGCACCCUCGAGCAGGUUUUCCAAUUUGUCGGACAAACUCUACCCCAGACAAGAGUUUUGACAUUGGAGGGAGGCGAGCGACGAAAGGCUCCGAGAGUCCUUCACUUUCCCGAACAAAGGAUCGAUCCAGCUAUUUACAAAUCGCUGCCGACACUCCAUUCAGUGCAAACCCUCGUGACAAGAGGCCAAUGGAAUCUCAUGAGGGAUAACCAGGACUUUGCAACAGUUCUGAACGCGCUACCAGGUCUUUACGAGUGGCAGGGUUCGUAUAGUAAACCGAAGUCUAAGAGCUACAUUACAAUGGCCGAGUUUCUUCCACAACUGCCGCGCCAUAUCACGAAUCUGAGCGUUUGCCUCGAGAGUGACUAUCGCCGAGAAGGAGUCAUGCCUCCAUUCUACUCCAAGGUUAUCCAAAAGACACACAUCUGCGCAAGAAUGGCUGAGACGCUACCCUUUCUGGAGCACUUUGCGUAUACUGGUCGUGUUUGCCAUCAAUUCUUCGACAUAGCGACGCGAUUGACAGAUUCACGAGACUAUCGACUUAAGACGCUGGACCUGACUGUCAAGAACUGCUGUCGCUACAACACUAGCUUCCACGAGGCUGGUUCUGGUAUCCAAGAUAUGGGAUUUAUUGAUGCGUUUGAGAGGCUGGUUCUGUCAGCGAUUCGAUCGCUGGAAAAGCUCAAAGGGGUGGUUUACCUGAGGAUUCGAUUUGUUGAUCUCGAUUCUGUUCUGCCACCUCUCAACCCCUUCUUUAUCAUGCGCAAUGGCGCAUGCUCUGGCGUGUGGAGUGAGAGAAUCCUGGCCGAGAUGGGACGUGUCCGUCCCGAUGUUCACUUUACAGAAUUGAGCGAGUCGUUUGGCAACAUCGUCUACAACAAAGAUGGAAGAAUGGUCAUUACGCCCGAGCCCCCGAAGACGAAGAUUACAUCGCUCAAAUUAUCAAACUACCGCUCCCUCGCGACAGGCAUCACAAUCCAGUAG